AUCAGUUUGAUAUUUUCUUUUUGGAGAGGGCCACCUGACUUGGAAACUUUAUUUUGAAAACUUAAAGUCCCCAUGUUUUGAGAGAGAACUUAACACUUCGGAGAGUAAGAAAUUAAAAAGUUCCUUGGUUUUACUGCGCAUGUAUUCCUACGCAGGUCAAAGUACUUAACGCUGGGGCUGAACUCAUUGAUACGAGCCACCACCACCGCGUGCGCACUACACACUGACAAACGUCGCCUUGCUGCUGCCUCACCUCUACUGCUCUCACUUUCACAUCGAAGGACUGAAGUAACGGUCACACAAGAUGAGGGAAAUAGUUCACAUGCAGGCUGGCCAGUGCGGAAACCAGAUCGGGGCCAAGUUUUGGGAGGUCAUAUCUGACGAACACGGCAUUGACCCAACAGGAACUUAUCAUGGGGAUUCGGACCUACAGUUAGAGCGUAUCAACGUUUAUUACAAUGAAGCAACAGGAGGCAAAUAUGUUCCGCGAUGUAUUUUGGUCGAUCUGGAACCUGGCACCAUGGACUCCGUGCGUUCUGGGCCUUUUGGUCAGAUUUUUCGUCCUGACAACUUUGUCUUCGGGCAGUCUGGAGCUGGUAACAACUGGGCUAAAGGUCACUAUACAGAGGGUGCUGAACUGGUGGAUUCGGUUCUAGAUGUUGUCCGCAAGGAAGCUGAGAGCUGCGACUGUAUUCAAGGUUUUCAACUGACGCACUCACUAGGUGGAGGCACCGGCGCGGGCAUGGGUACCCUCUUGAUCUCCAAGAUCCGCGAGGAAUACCCUGACCGCAUUAUGAAUACUUUCUCUGUUGUGCCGUCUCCAAAGGUAUCUGACACAGUUGUUGAACCGUACAACGCCACGCUGUCUGUUCAUCAACUGGUGGAGAACACUGACGAGACGUACUGCAUCGACAAUGAGGCUCUCUACGACAUCUGCUUCCGCACGCUCAAGCUGACGACGCCCACUUACGGAGACCUCAACCACCUCAUCUCUGCCACCAUGUCAGGAGUGACCACCUGUCUCAGAUUUCCAGGUCAGUUAAACGCUGACCUUAGAAAAAUUGCUGUCAACAUGGUUCCCUUCCCACGGCUGCAUUUCUUCAUGCCCGGGUUCGCUCCCCUGACAUCGCGGGGCUCCCAGCAGUACCGGGCCCUGACGGUGCCAGAACUAACUCAGCAGAUUUUCGACGCUAAGAACAUGAUGGCUGCUUGUGAUCCUCGCCAUGGCCGUUAUCUAACCGUCAGCGCCCUGUUCCGUGGACGCAUGUCAAUGAAAGAGGUGGACGAACAGAUGCUGAACGUCCAGAACAAGAACAGCAGCUACUUCGUGGAGUGGAUCCCCAACAACGUGAAAACCGCUGUCUGCGACAUCCCUCCACGAGGUCUCAAAAUGUCGGCCACUUUCAUUGGGAACACCACGGCUAUACAGGAACUGUUUAAGAGGGUGUCGGAACAGUUCACAGCCAUGUUCCGCCGCAAAGCCUUUCUGCACUGGUACACCGGCGAAGGCAUGGAUGAAAUGGAGUUUACAGAGGCCGAAUCCAACAUGAACGACUUGGUGUCAGAGUACCAGCAGUACCAGGACGCAACUGCCGAAGAAGAAGGAGAAUUCGAUGAAGAGGAGGAAGAAGAGGCAAAUUAAGAAAAAUGCUUUCUUGGAACAUGGAUAUUAUUAUUCUCCGUCCACUCAUCGUCCAAGAUGAAAGUUGUUACUAAUUUAACAUGCGUUCUUUAGAGACAUUGUUACAUUUGAGGAUAUUUGUAUUUAUCUUUACUAUCUUCAGUCAUUAGAAAGUUUUUUUUUCUAAUGUUUGCACGCUGCUUUUCUCCCCACGAAGUGUUUGAAAGAGCAAUUCUGUAAAGAAAUAGUUCUUUUGUGAAUUCCACCCUAUUUUUUCCGAUUAACAGGGAGUAUCUUUCACUACACAAUCCUCCUAUUAUUCGUGUCCACAGCACGACUUUUCUAUUUUACUUUAGUAAUAAAGGAAAAGUCUCAGUUUGUUUGCACAUUUAAAGUUGUUAGGAAUUUUUUAUUCCACAAUAUAUACAUGUACAACACAAACAAUCGUAUAUAAAAUAAUGUAAAUGAAAGCAAUCUACAUAUACAUAAACAACAUAAUAUACACAUAAGAUAAUAGAAAUAACAAAUAGCAAGGCAAGCCAUCUGCUACAAUACAGGCAAAUGUUUCAUUAACAACUAACUAACCCUGUUUACAAAAACAGCAAAAAGGAGAU
Messenger RNA from Pomacea canaliculata, 2235 nucleotides. Its product is annotated as tubulin beta-4B chain-like. NCBI's taxonomy places the organism in Eukaryota, Metazoa, Mollusca, Gastropoda, Architaenioglossa, Ampullariidae. The transcript has 9 exons. Gene Ontology annotation, biological process: mitotic cell cycle; microtubule cytoskeleton organization. The record is from RefSeq and is a predicted model, not a curated record. Gene Ontology annotation, molecular function: GTP binding; structural constituent of cytoskeleton; GTPase activity. Gene Ontology annotation, cellular component: cytoplasm; microtubule. Bases 305 to 1642 code for a protein of 445 amino acids.